Molecule: messenger RNA, 844 nt
Organism: Paramecium octaurelia
Lineage: Eukaryota; Ciliophora; Oligohymenophorea; Peniculida; Parameciidae
Source: the annotation of a GenBank genome assembly
AUGGCUAUACUAGUAUACUCAUUAGAUAAUUCUUUUUUAUGGUUACUAUCCUAAUCAUCAAUUAAUUUUUACGAUUAGACAAACUGCUUGUAUAAGAGGACCUUUUUUGAAAUUGGUUCCUCAAUCUCAGUUUGUAGAUAAUUAAGACAACUUCAGAUUGUUAAAUUUUAGCUUUUGCAGAAAAGUAAACAUCUAUUGAAAAAAAAGCAAAACUAAAAUAAAUGCAUUGAAAAAAUAAAAGUAAUAUCGAUUUGAUUCACACAUUAGAGGAACACACUUAUAAAGUUUGAUGUUUAAAAACCAAUAAUAUGAUACUAAAAAUUAAAGUUCAAGUGGAUUAGAUAAGACUAUUUAUUUAUGGAAUUUAAUCAAAUAUACCUUGAUUAUAAAAUUAGAAGCUCACGCUUAAACGGUCCAGGAUAUUGCUAUUUUCAUUCGAUGGCAAAUAAAUGGUGUCUGAGUGUUAUGAUAAAACAAUCAUAUUUUGGUCUACCUCAAAACUAAAUUAUAAUAUAAUAAUUAACGAAUACAAACACCAUGGUUUAUUGUCCAUUCAAAUCAAUUAUGGUAGGUGCUUAAAUUUAGAAAGGAAUUAUAUUUUGGAAUACAGUUGAGUUUACAUGAAUUCCAUUAAAGCCUAAUUACGAUUAUUUGUUAAGUUUAAGAUUACGAAAGGAUGGUAUGCUAUGUGACAUUAUGCAAUAAAAUUGGAAUAAGGAUUAGGAAAAUAAAUGAACAAGCUUCUAAGUUGAGAAGAAAAAUUACUCUCAAAAUCUUUCGCUUUCACAAAGGGUGGUUUAAGUAUAUGAUGAAAACUUUAUAUUACAUACUCACUUUGAAGUGA